Molecule: messenger RNA, 8422 nt
Organism: Drosophila sechellia
Lineage: Eukaryota; Metazoa; Arthropoda; Insecta; Diptera; Drosophilidae
Gene: Pde9
Product: phosphodiesterase 9
Exons: 11
Coding region: 1117-5700 (1527 amino acids)
Biological process (GO): signal transduction
Molecular function (GO): 3',5'-cyclic-nucleotide phosphodiesterase activity
Source: RefSeq, a predicted model, not a curated record
AUAUUUGUUAGCCCGCAUUUAUUUUAAAUGUACUUGUGCGCGCCACCUGUUUUUAAUUAAUAUUUUACAAUCGGCGUGAUAAAAAGUCUAUGAAAUUCGUUUUUUUUUUUGGUUUUUGUUGAGAGUGCAAGAUCGUGCAUUUUGUGCGUGUGUGUGCGUUUGUUUGUGUGCUUGUGAGGAAGUUAUAGUUUAAUGUUGGUUAGCUUCAAUUGUCGAGCAACAGAGAAAAAAGAAAUAAAUAUAUAAAACAGCCGCAGCAGCAGCAACAACAACAAAGUGAUGCUGAUUGAUGUCACACACACCACGAAGGAAAAAAAAAAAAAAUAAAUAAAUUAUCACCUUGAAGGGGUUUAUCAAUUUCGCCAGCACAUAAAGAUGUUAUCUUGGAAAACCGUUUAGAGGUGGACCUUUGAGGUUGACAGUACUGCAGAUUUGCCAGCGCUCACAAACGGAAACGGAAGUGACGCCCGAAAGGAAAAGGGAAAGAGGAAGUGGAAGCGCAGGACAAACGGCUGAAUAAUGCAAAUUAAAACACAAUAAAAUGUAAAACACAAAUGACAACGGAGAACACGAGCUGCAAAAGGCUAAAGGAGCUAAAAAAAAAAAAAUAGCAAAAGGCGAAUCGGUUGACAUGCCAAAAAAAAAUGCGAGUGGCGGCAACUUUUCCACUGAAUUGAUUUGAUUUUCAGUCAGGAGUACAGCCGGAAUACGGAGCGUAUGCGCGAUACGUAUACGCGAUAUUUAGGGCGCCGGGGGAGCGGCGGAAAUUUGCAUAACUUUGCUGGCGUGGCAUAAACAUCAAAAAACAAAUUGCAAGUAACAAAGGGAAGCAAUGGUCAUAAAAACGGCGCCAGCCUCGUAAAAAAUACGUUACAAAAAAAAAAAAAAAGUUCACGCAAAACCCCCGUUCUUUAAGUGAAAAUUAAUUUAUGCAGCAAAUCAAAUACGGAUAGGGAAGAAAUAUAAAAGUAAUCGCUGGCCGUAACAAUUAAGACAGCCGAGGGCAGAGAAGAAAAGUCGGGAAAAGCCGGGAAAACGCUGGAAAAAUCAAGAGCAGCAGCAGCCGAAAAAGGAAACACAGAGUCGAAGAAACCGGUUAGCGAGGGUUGCUUAUAAAUGUACCAAGACAGCGGCUGCAGCAGCAGUAGCAGUCGACGCGGCAGCAGCAGUGCAGCAGCAGCAACAUCUACAGCAGCAACUGCAGCAGAAACUGCAGCAGCAGCAGCAGCAGCUGCAACAACCAGCAGCAGCGACGAGGAAACACUCGAGACUCUGACGAUUAUAACGACCACCAUCACCGAUAGCGAUAUCCAUGCGACCACAACAACCACAACGGUUAUAGCCAGCGGUACGGCGACAACAGCGGCAGCGGCAGCGACAACAGCAACACUUGCCACACUUGCAACGCUCGCCAGCAACAGUGACAUCGAGGACAGCAGUCCGGUGGAGAGCGAGGAUAGCGAGGAGUGCGAGUAUAUCGAGAUCGAUUGCCAGACGAUCGCCCAGGAAGGCACUUCGCCAAGUGGCGGCAGCAGCAGCAGCGGCAAUGCGGUCUUGCUGCAACGCAGCAGCAAUAACCUCCAGCAGCAGCAGCAGCAGCAACAACAGCAGCAGCAACAUUUGCAACUGCAGCUGCAGCAGGCGGACGAGCGAUUGUUGCUCAAAAUCGGCUAUAUUGCAUCGCGUGUGCGCUGCCUGGCCAAGUACUACGGCGACUUCCGGCUGGUGAAUCCGUACAGUGCCCGCCGACAGAGGCGCCAAUUGCAGGAGAUCCUGCUGCGACACUCGAUCUUCGAUCCUGGCAAGGAGCACCAGCGGGCGAUUGUCUUGGCCGCGGCAACAGCGGCAAUUGCCGGUCCCCUGGCGGCCAUCGAUUGCGUCUGCGGCAGCAGUAGCAUCAGUUUAGAGGCAGUCAGCAGCAGAAGUCGCAGCAGUGAGCUGGAGGACGAUCAUCACGAGCAGGAUCAGGUGCCGGAGGAGCAGGAGCAGAAUCAGGGGGAUACCGAGGAUAACGACGAGGAGCAAGAGCAUCCGAGUGAAAAGCCAGAGAGAACAGACAUUGAGGAGGAGCCACCGCCGGCGAUUGCAGUGACCACCACCACAACGGCCACCGUGCGCCGGAAGUCCUCGAGCAGUUCCACCAUCAGCGGCACGGCCACCGUUUCCGGUUCCGUUUCGGUUUCGGCCUCCGCCUCGCAGUCCUUUUGCUCCAACAACAUCAAUCUGCUCGAGGAACUGCUCAUUCAGUUCUACGAGGAGCAGGAUCAUCGCAGCAACCUAACGGUGAUCCGACAUCAUCAUCAUCAGCAGCACCAGCAGCAGCAGCAGCAAAGGAUCACCAACAAUAAUAACAACAAUAACAAUUGCAACAGCAUACAGAACAACAACAACAUGUCGAAUCCUGCGGCCACAGCGGCAGCAACAGCAACGCCAUCAGUGGAACAACCGGCGACCUCGGGCACCACCAACAUCCACUUGCAACCCACCUCCCUGCCCGAUGGCAGCGAUAAUCCGCGCCGCCGCCGGGCCAGCGAUUGCUCAGCGGUCCAGGCCGCCCUCCAGAAUCAGCUGCACUGCAUCACGCUGAAGAACAACAAUUGCGGCAAGGCGCUGCCCUUCCAUCGCGGCAGUUGCGGCGCCGCCGGUGAGCACCUGUUGGCCGCCAAUUCGAUAGCUAAUCGUGCCACCAUUAUCCUCAGCAAAUCCUGCAGCAAUGUGGAUGGUGAUGCCGCUGCCACAGCGGCAACCGCACUAAGUUCAACGGUUGGCGGUGGCAUUGGUGGCAGUAUAAAAAUGCGUGCCAGUGCCACAGAUAUCGAGACGAAUGCAUUGAACGGUGCCCGAGAUGCUAUCGUUGCAUCGAAUAACGGUAAUAACGGCAAUAACGGAAAUAACGGGAACAACGAGUACAGCAUCCUGCAGCUGAACAACACGAUCAUCCAGUGCCACUUCAACGACGAUGACUUUCGCGCCCUGGUCAAGGACCUCAAGCGCAAGGUCGAGUACACGGAGCGCAUGAACUGGCUAUGUCUCUCCAAACGACCGCUGGGCCCGCCGCAUCGUAAAAGCAGUCUACCAAAGCAUCAGGAGGUGAAGCGCCGCUUCCUGGAAAUUUGUGAUACGACCUUCUCGGAGGAGGUGAGGGCCGCCCUGCGCCUGCCGGCCUUCGAUUCCUACGAGUGGAGCGAUGCCGAUGUCAUCCAUCUCAUGCAGACCAUGUUCGUCGAGCUGGGAUUCAUCGAGAAGUUCAGCAUUCCGGUGGACACGCUGCGCGAGUGGCUCUAUGAGGUCUACAAGCACUACAACGAGGUGCCCUUCCACAAUUUUCGGCACUGCUUCUGCGUUGCCCAGAUGAUGUAUGCCAUAACGCGCCAGGCGAAUUUGCUGAGUCGCCUGGGCGACCUAGAAUGUCUGAUCCUGUUGGUGUCCUGCAUUUGCCACGACCUCGACCAUCCUGGCUACAAUAAUAUCUACCAGAUCAAUGCCCGCACCGAGCUGGCUCUCAGAUACAAUGACAUCUCACCGCUGGAGAACCACCAUUGUUCGAUAGCGUUCCGCCUGCUGGAGCAUCCCGAAUGCAAUAUAUUCAAGAACUUUAGCCGCGACACCUUCAAUAACAUUCGCGAGGGCAUCAUCCGGUGCAUUUUGGCCACGGACAUGGCCCGUCACAAUGAAAUCCUCACGCAGUUUAUGGAGAUAACGCCCAUCUUCGACUAUAGCAACCGUGCCCACAUCAAUUUGCUCUGCAUGAUCCUGAUCAAGGUGGCGGACAUUUCGAACGAGGCGCGACCCAUGGACGUGGCCGAGCCCUGGCUGGACCGCCUGCUCCAGGAGUUCUUUGCCCAGAGUGCGGCCGAGAAGUCCGAGGGAUUGCCGGUGACGCCCUUCAUGGAUCCGGACAAGGUCAGCAAGCCGGGCUCGCAGGUCCGCUUCAUCGGACUCGUUCUCCUGCCACUUUUCGAGGCCCUAGGCGAACUGGUGCCGGAGCUAACCGAGCUCAUCAUCAUACCCGUGCGCAUCGCCCUAGAGUACUACAGGCGCCUCAACGAUGCCCAGACAAAAACACGCAAAUCGGUGGCGGACAGCAAUACGUCUGCAACCUCCGAUAGCAACAGCGGCACCAUCGAUUCCAAUGCGGCGAUGGUCAGCACUCCGGGCGGCGCUAGCGAUAAGCUCAGCCUGGACAAGGGACAGGGCAAUUCGCAGGGCUCCGGCGGCGGAGGAGGAGGAGGAGCCGGUGGUGCUGGCGGUGGGACAGGAUCUGGAUGCGGCGGAGGCGGCAGCAAUGCCGCUGGUAGCGUAUCGCCACAAAUGCCGCGCUCCGGAUCGGGGAUCAGUGUUAAGUCGCGACGCAGCAUUCCAUCGCAAAAGUCCGCCUCGAGGACGUCCGUGGAUGAGCCCGGAGGAAUGGCGGCGGAGCUCCACGAUUUGCCGGAGGGCAGCGAGAGCGGUGACUCGGAGACGGCCACCGAAGUUGAUGUGGCCGAGAAGACGUCCAAGUUCAAGGUGGACACCGAGGGCAGCAGCAACCGGAGCAAGUCCUCGCACUCGACCUCACGGAAAUCCUCCCGCGAGAAGCGUCCCUCGAUGAUCGGCGAACUGUGCAGCAGUGGCGGUGGCCAGCGGAUCCGGAACUCGUACGGCAACAUCCAUGGCUAUCACAGCAAUCGCUGUCACUUUGGCAACAAUCGGGCGGUCAGCCUGGAUCAGUAUAGUAGUGCCGGUAACAAUCGCCGCCUCUCGGACGGACUGCCGCAGGUGAUCUCGGACAGCAAUGUUUUCUACGGCCGGCACAAUCGGAGCAGCACGGAGACCACCGGCGCCGGCGGUGUGGCUGUUGGCAAUCCGCAGGACACCAAUGCGAAUACCAAUCAUCCGGUCGGAUGUCAGCUGAAGGAGCUAUUGGCCCGCACCGAGGCGGAAUCGGAGGGUGAGGGCGAUGGCAAUGGCAGAGAGGACAAGAAGAUUCCAUUGGUCAUACCGUCGAUGCCGCAGCUGGCCACAUCAUCGAACGGUAACAUAUCGCCGACCCUGGUGGUCACCGAGCAAAUCCUGCCCAGCAACGGCAGCACACGGAGCAGCGCCAGCAGUGGCCGUGGCGGCUCUGGAGUACCUGGAGGAUCGGGUGGCUCUGGGAUGCCAGGACCAUCGGCCGGUUCUGGAAGUUCCUGGAAAUCGAGACUGCGCCAGUUCUCCGAUUACUUUAGCUUCAGCUUCGAUAAGAGCAACAAGCGCUUCGGCAGCACACGUAGUAGUCCGUGUCCCGGUUCCAAUUCCAGUUCGGGACGGACCAACAACAAUGCCAAUGGAUUGGGUGAAAAUCAGGACGGAUUGGGAGCAGGAGGAGGCAUAAAGCCGGGCAUGUGCUGCACCACCAUCACCAAUAGCUCAGGAUCCACGGUAAAAGGCGAGACGAGAGGAGGAACCGCAGGCGCAGGCGGCGGAGCUCUGACCACCAUGACCACCGGAAAUGAUGCCCAUCAGCGUCAUCGCGCCUACAGCCUGGAUGUGCCCGGCAUGAUGAGAUACUCCUCCAACGACAGCAGUCGCCAUCCCAGCAAUAAUACGCUUCAGAGUGCGGGUGGCGGUGCUGGCUUGACCACCGGAUUAGAGGUCACUGCCCAACGAGUGCCGCCCAGCUUGAGCGUGGAAAUGGGCCUGGCCAGCGGCUCAUCAUCAGAGGCGGGCCCAAAGAUUUGACAACAGGGGAGCACCAGGCAGGAUGCGGUAGCCAUUAGCAAGGGCUACGACGGGGCCGUUGAGCAACAGGAGGUGGAGGAGGAGGAGGAAGAGCAGGAGGACGAUGACGAGGAUGAGGGCCGCGAGGAGCACCGCCAGCUGCAGCGGCAUCAGCAGCAGCCGGACGCCUCGUCCAGCUGCGAGGUGUCCUCCAUGUCGAUGACCGUGUGGUCGGCGAUUGGUCAGCGUUUGAACGCCCUCGUCUGCCAUUGCUGCGAACGCAAAUUACCGGAACCAGAAAAUGUCUAAGUGGGUGGAAAGGUGGGCCAGGCUUAAUCCACAACCCAUCACCACCCAUUCAAGAUGCAAUCAAAUGCCCCAUCCCAUGCCCUCAAUUUUAGCAGCUGGGGGUUCCUUGGCUUUCACAGCCUUUGACGACUUUGCCUGGUAGCUUAGGUUUACGUUUAACUCCUAGCAAAUUACAUUAGGUUUCCACAGAUUUUACUCUCUUGUUUUGUUUUUUUUUUUAAUUAAAUAUUAUUUUAUAUUUUUAUCUUGUUACCUUUUAAGUAUUUUUAUUUAUGUACAUGCGCAUACACACACACACAAAUAUAUAUACAUCUAUUAUUAUUGAACUAAUUUGCUGUUGUGUGGGUAGAAAAACUACAAGCUGCAUAAACAAAUUUGAAAGCAUUGCAUAACGUUGGUAGUUCGUGAAAGAUCAUAUCAAGCGAGCUAAAUGCAUUAACGACAUUGCCACCGAUAAUAGUUCACUACUAAGUGAGCAUGGCAAUGAAAGAGAACUAACUUAGUUAACUCCUUUGAUUCUGAUGAAUACUGUUUUUUGCUGCAAUUUUCCGUGCCAGUGAACUCUCAGAAAAUCAACAAUGCGAGGCGUCCAGGAUUCCAGACACCAAAAAAAAAAAGGAAGUUGGGGCCUUCAGUUUCGCUCCCAUGCGAAAUUCACGUCUAAUUACGCAAAACAAAUUUGGCCCAUUGAAGUGCAUGGUACGGGAAUAUAGCUGCAUCGAUGUAUGCAACAGGCAUGGUCGCUGGAUUUAUCCGAUGUAUGUAGAUUCAGUCGCAGUCGACUAAUUCCAUUUGCUUGUAGCUCGUUGCUGUUCGCCCGCUUUUGCCCAAUUUUUUUUUGUUCAUUUGGUUCGAUUUUUGCACGUGGGAUGAAAGUCGCUGCAGCGGGAUGCCCCCAGGAGCAAUGUCCAUGGCCAAACGAUUGGAUUGUGCAGCCGCAGCUGUUGAUGUUGCUGCUGCUGUUGCUGCUGCUGCUGCGGGGGCAUUGGUGUUGCUGAUGACGCUGAUGGCAGCACUCAAUUAGAAGGCACAGUGGGAGAUGCCGUUCUUUCGAUUAUGCACGAUUUUCCGGCAGCAAAUCUCAGCUGCUAAAUACGUUUCUAAAAAUGAGAAUCCUUUGGGAGGUGGUGGUGGGCCAGCAGACAAAAAAAAAACAAAUAUCAAUUUGCAUUCGAUAAUGGAAACACGAUUGAGGCCAACUGCAUGCAUUCACAUAUCCCAGAAAAAUGCAGAGAAUAUGAAAAAUCCAAGUUAAUUAUAAUCAAUGUACAUUGCUGUAUGUAAUUAUGUUACAUAUAGUUCAACACACUCACACACACACACACACACAUGCGAAUGCAGAGCAAUGCAAAAAUGAUUGCAUACUUUGCAGGGCGAGCUCUGAUUGGCGAAGACGAAACUUGAAUUCAAUUACGAUAUGGCAACGCAGAGAUAUAUAAAAAAAAAAGAAAAAGAGCAGAUUUAAUUAAAUAUGUACUAUGCUGCGGCGAGACCAAGCUGGUCCUUGGAUACAGAUAAAGCUAUAUUUACUGAAACAAUUAAAAAGAGUUGUAUUGUUUUUUUUUUGAAUGUGUGUAAUUAAGUGGGCACUUAUUGAGCGUUCAAUUCGAUGAAAGUGUUAAGAGGCAUAUUUAUUCGGUGUACAUUUGGGUGUCUAGUGAAUCGCAGCUAAUACUCUUUACUAAUUGUGCAUUGUAAUUGCAAGCUGCAGCAUAUAUGUAUGUACCUAGAUGUGUACGUGUCAUUUUCUCUCUAAGUUUUGUGUACGUUUGUUGUAGUGCGUAAGUAAUGAAGUACUAAACAUAUAUGUAUAUAACAUGCACAUACAUAUACAUAUAUAUAUAUAUGUAAACCAGAAUGCAUCAGUGUAUGCCCGGCUAAGUAAUUCUCUGCGUGUGGAUCUCCGCUCGUUGUGUAUUUUCUGUAGUUAGACUCGAGACUAGCAGCCUAAUUAUAAGUUUAUCGAAUGUAUUCGUGUAUGUACCUUCCAGUCCCCGCACUUCAAACAGUUUUCUGUUGGUGGCCCUGCGAAGACUGAGCAGGACACUAUAUAUACUACACAUGGCGCCCGAGCAGGGACUGCAUGGCGUACACCCAGCAUCAACUAGCUAAAUGGUAAAUGAAAACAAGUAAAAUCCCUUGGCGGCUAACUCGACUCCUAGAUGUAAGACUCUACCUAAACAAACCACUCGAAAUUAGCUAACACUUCAAAUUGAUUUGUUGCCUUAUGAUACUACAACUACUACAACUACUACUGUACUGCAUUACAGCUGUGUGAGUGAGUGAGUGGGUGCUCAGCGCCGGAAAACUCCACUUAAUUGGUCACAGCGUUUUAUAUUGUUCAUGCCACCAACUUCCCUUGUUUGAAUGACAAAACAUAAAGACUAAAACUUGAAUUUAAACAAAAUCAACAACAACAAAAAAAUAUGAAAAA